Molecule: messenger RNA, 4294 nt
Organism: Pelodiscus sinensis (Chinese soft-shelled turtle)
Lineage: Eukaryota; Metazoa; Chordata; Testudines; Trionychidae
Source: RefSeq, a predicted model, not a curated record
UGUUCCGAAAAUGCUUUUAACGGAAAACUUUUCCGUUAAAAGCAUUUCUGGAAAAUCAUGCCAGUCUAGACAUAGCCAAGGAGUAACUGGUUUAUCACACAUUUCACAUGAAGUGCUCUGAUACUAUGUUAUAUCUGUUCUUGGCAGCAGAGGAGCCAGUAUCUUAAGACACCUAUGUGGAGUGAGGUGGUAGCCUUAGUCCAUUUCCUAAUGCAUGCUACCACAUAAAACAUCCCCAUUGCUGGCAUGAGCUGGGAUUUUUCUUGCCAGAGAGCAGACACACCAAAGACUGAGUUAUCUUCUAACUUAUGUAGGUUAGGGUUGAGGCAUCUCACUGGAGUCUUGUCCUUGGAGAAGUGAGAGGCAGUUUGCAGGGCUACUCUGGUGCUUUGCCUUGUUAAUGGUGUUAGAAUGCCAUAACCUCAAGUAAGAUUUGAGAACAAGACUCCAAAACAAAUAGACUUUUACAAGUACUAAAAAGUGGGCAGUCAUGGCUGCAUAAAGGACAUGUCCAUCAGUUUCAGGAAAAGAGGUGACCCAUGUAAGAAUAUCUAUACUUGGGUUGUUACUCUUUACUUUUCAUAAAAUUGUCCAAAUUACUAUGCAAGUUUUUCUGACAGCACUCCAGAUGGCAGUCUCCCUUUGAAGCAUAACACCCUGGACCAAGACUGGCAUAUGGAAAAGAUGGUAACUUACGUUGGUCCCAAUGGAGAGGUUUUCACAAUGAGUGAAUCUAGGAGGACUCAGAGCAAUUGCUGGAUAGUUUGAUAACUUGUGUCGAUUGCAUGAUUUCAAUAUUUGGGUAAAGCAAGAAAUAUUCAAUGUUUCUGUGUGAUUUAUCUUCCUACUCUUUUGAAUGCAAUGUUAACUGUUAAUAUGUGAAGUUUUGGGUUUUAUUUUCAGACAAAAAUACAAAAUAAAUUAAUGUUCUUAUAAGGAAUAUCCAUAAAUGCAGUAGAUUCAGCUUAAUUGCAAUGCAAAAACUUGUGACUGCUGCUCUGGCUUAACUAAAACAUUUUAUUACUAUGUCUUCACCUUAGCUCAAGGAAAGUUUUUCUGCUGCUCUGCUACCUUCUCACUCUCAGAUAAAAACAUCGGCAUUAUUCAGUGCGGGGCUUCACCAGUUAGCUCCAUUGUAAAAACUGGCCAGUUUCUUGAUGAGCUGGUAGGGGGCACUAAUGUGUGGAUGCCAGAACUACUGUGGAGGAGACGCCCAAUCAUGAGUCUUGAGAGGAGCCAGUCCAGACUUGAUUCUCUUCACUUGCCUGUCUAUGGAACCCCUCUCAUCCUCCAACACUUCUCUCCUCUCCUGCUGCUGCUUGGUCCCACCCAGCUCCCGAAGCCAAGAGUUCCUGAGAACAGGGAGGCAUUGGCAUAUUGUUAGCAUUGCAUCUGAGCAGAGAAGCCAGGAAGGAAGUGGCUGAUGGCUCAGGUGUUCUUGAAAACAGUGCCUGUGUUUUGGGAGUGGAAAAGGACAUGAGGAAUAAAAGGACCUAUGAGCCCAAUGAUCAGAAUGAAACAGAUGUUGAAAGAUUUUUCAAAUCUAUUGUUAGUUGUGCUUUGUGAUUACGUUCUUGGUGAAGUGGAAUAUCUCCUCUUGGAGCAACCAGGCCAUGUAGCCUUAAGCAACGACACGGUGUCUGUUGAUUUUCAGUACUUUGUCAAUGGUAAUGUGACAGCAAAGAAUAUGUCCAUCAUACUGCUAGAUGCCAGCACCAACCGGACCAUUGCAAAACACCAGCUUCUGACAAGGCAGUCACAAGGCAAGAUAGGAUUUGACUGUUUCUAUUUCAAGAGGGCCGGGGACUAUUGGUUCAGAAUGAUCUCUGAGACUGAAAAUGGCACUGAAAUUCACUCGAGGGGUGCGAGUACCCUCCUAAGGGUAGAAUGGCCUGUAGUUCACAUAGACUUGAACAGGACCACUGAGGUGCUCAGGAGUUCCCUUCAGGUUGGACUUUUCACUAACACACAACUGUGUGCUAUGAACGAGACAGUGGUUUCACUAGAUGUGAUAUUCACCAAGAGCUUAUAUGAACUAAGAAGAUUAAGCUCUGAUGAGUCACUCGGUAUGAGAACUAGCAAAGGAAUCUUUCUCUCUAGAUCCCAGUGGGUGGAGUUUGACUGCCCACCUAUUGACCAAGAAGUAUAUGUCACCGUGCUACUGAAAUCAAUAGAGACCAACUCCGUCAUUGUCUCAACAGGGCCCAUAGACCUCAUCCACAAAUUUGGAUACAAACUAGUGGUGGCACCAGAUGUGAUGUGUGUGUCUUCAGUUCUGGUGUUUAUUGUCACCCCUCCAUGCAUUGCCAUCAAAGGGAAAAUUGCUGUGUACAUGGAAGCUCUCAGACAUCCUGGUGAAAGAGCAACAUGGCGAGAUGAAAAAGUCCUACACCCAGGGAGCAACAGCACAGAAUUUAACUGCACUUUGUUUGAAAUGGGCAAAAACAAAUACUGCUUUGAAUAUUUUGACCUUUCAAGCCAAAGCCACUCACCCCCAAGAGUUAAAGAAUGUGUGGUGAUCCAAAGGAAUAUAGAAGCAUGGAGCCAGUGGCAGGCCUGGAGUCCUUGCAGCAUGACCUGUGGGGAGGGUGUCCGUGAACGACACAGGGAAUGUUUCACAUCACUACCAGCAAAAUCAGGCUGUGUUGGAAUACCGAAAGAGACUUCUCUGUGCUCUCUAGACCAAUGCUCCCCUCUCACGUCUACAACCCCUCCUUCAGUACAGCACCAAGAGGACGAGAAAGCUAAUAAUAUAGUCACCAUAACUGGCAUCUCCUUGUGCUUGUUUAUAAUCCUUGGCACUGUUCUCAUCACCCUGUGGAGGAAGCUCUGCAGACCUCAGAAGUGCAGGGCCUCUAUGCGCCGUAACUCUGUCCAUUCACCCAGCUACCGCAAGAACUCGGAUGAAGAGAAUAUCUGUCAGGCUGGCAAGCAGCGGGAGAGCUUUUCCGAGGGCAGUGAGGCACCUCGAGCGCAUGCCGGUGAGCCUGUUAACAUACCUUUGACCUACAGGAGGAGCCUUCAGUGUGCACAAGAAGAGGACACCUCAGUCAAUGACAGUUUUCAGACAAAUGCUCAAAAAAUAAUCCCACCAAUUUUCAGCUACCGCCUUGCACAGCAGCAGCUGAAAGAGAUGAAGAAGAAAGGCCUGACUGAAACCACAAAGGUUUAUCACGUAUCUCAGACGCCUCUGACUGACACAGCUGUGCUUCCCCCAGGCACAGAAAACCAAGAGGAGGCUGCUGUUGCUGCACACAAAUUCAGGAUCAAAUCUCCAUUUCUGGAUGAGCCCGGCAGUCAUCACAAAGUCCCUAGGGAAAAAUCUAAUUCUAGGGUGGACUCUGCACUGUUACAGGCCAACCCUGUAAUGAGCCCCAGUCAGACCCUCCUGAGCCGAACUCACCUGAAAUACCAAGAUAACAAAGGAGAGCCGUUAGAGAGAGGCUACCACAGAAACCCACAUUUCAGAAGAACAGCCAGUUUCCAUGAAACUAAAAAGGUGAGGCCCUAUAGGGAACGGAGCAUGUCAACUCUUACCUCACGACAGAUUCCUCUUUACAGUGCCAGAACCAGAACGUGGGGUCAGGCACUGGAAGACAAGUCCCGUCCGACAUCUAAAGAUGCUGAUCCAAGUUCUGAAAAUUGCACUGUCUCAAUUGGUGAACCUCUGAGUUAUGGCACAAAAUACCGCCACAAAGGGGGCCCUCCAAUGAGGAGGCUGGAUCUAAUCAGUGGCCGACAGCCUGCAGGCCAAGCAGAAAGAGCUGACAAACCAGAGCCAAACAAAAAUAGGAAGGGCCCUUCGCCAAACCAUCGAGGAGCUUUGAAAAAAGAACCCAUCUCAACUCUGAAAGAUAAUUACCAGCGAGGCAAUGCUCCAAGCCCUGUCCAGUACAGGAAGGACAAAUGCCAGAGCUUCCCCAUAGACUCUGAAUUUGCUUUUUAUGAUAAUAAUUCUUUUGGCUUAACAGAAUCAGAGCAAUGGAUGAUUGACCUGCCUGGAUAUUUUGGUUCAAAUGAAGAAGAUGAAACAAGUACUUUAAGUAUAGAGAAACUGGUGAUCUGAAUGACUCACUGCAAUACUGUAGAGGCCGAGUGUGAGAGAGGAGCUGCAAAAGCUGUUGAUUUAUAAUAAAAGCAAUAAUGGAAACCAGGUUCCAGCAGCUUGGGGAGGAGGGAAAUCUGACCACCUGACUUGUGGGGAUGCAUUCCUUUUUAAUUAGUAAAAAAGUGCUUUAAUGUCAUUGUUUUUCCCCACACACACACACACACACACACACACACACACACACAC